Coffea eugenioides is the source of this 1997-nucleotide messenger RNA. Its product is annotated as protein DETOXIFICATION 45, chloroplastic-like. The transcript is spliced from 14 exons. The record is from RefSeq and is a predicted model, not a curated record. Bases 149 to 1840 code for a protein of 563 amino acids. Gene Ontology annotation, biological process: transmembrane transport. Gene Ontology annotation, molecular function: xenobiotic transmembrane transporter activity; antiporter activity. Lineage: Eukaryota; Viridiplantae; Streptophyta; Magnoliopsida; Gentianales; Rubiaceae. Gene Ontology annotation, cellular component: membrane.
AUACUUUCCACCAAAGCAGGCCACGCAGACACACACCAGUGCACACAUUAGUCCAUAAUAAAUGACAAAAAAUUCAUAGCAACUUUCUGGCCUGUAUGUUCUUCUCCACUUGAAGCCUCAGAUACUGAUCGGCUUCAAGUGGGAAGAAAUGGCGGCAAUUAAGCUUAAUGGAGGGGUAGCUCCUGGGAUUUCUGGUACAAAAUGCGAAAGAAGAGUGAUAAAGAAAGCCUUUAGAGUUGGAAUUUUGAGUGGGAUUUCUAGCAAUCAUCAUUUUCUUGGAGUGAGUCAGAGGGAAGGGUUCAGAUUCAAUAAUGCUGUUAAGAAUUGUGCUUAUGUAAGUGAUCAAGGUGCUCUGGAGUAUGAGAUUGGUACUUCUGGUGCACAGGAAAGGUUUACAUCAACCAGAGAGAAGCUCAUCAAUGGAUCAAAUGAAGGAGCAAUUGCAUUGACAGGAAUAUCUUCAGAACAGCAACACACCCCAAGUGUCCAAACUGAGCUUAUUAUGCUAUCUGUACCAGCUAUUGCGGGACAAGCAAUUGAACCACUGGCACAACUUAUGGAAACAGCUUACAUCGGAAAGCUAGGUGCAUUGGACUUGGCAUCUGCUGGGAUAUCGAUAUGCAUAUUUAACAUUAUAUCAAAGGUAUUCAAUAUCCCUCUCCUUAGCGUGGCAACUUCAUUUGUCGCUGAAGACAUUUCUAGGCAAGGCAAUGAAGAAUCUUCUUCAGAUGAAAGAAUGACACUUCCCUCUGUCUCUACUGCCUUGGUGUUGUCCAUGGGAAUUGGUUUGUUUGAGGCUGCAGCAAUGUUUUUUGGAUCAGGAGUGUUUCUCAGCAUGAUGGGUAUAUCAAUGGCUUCUCCGAUGCGGAUACCAGCAGAACACUUUCUUAAACUUAGAGCACUUGGUGCACCAGCUGUUGUUCUUUCUCUGGCUAUUCAGGGCAUCCUACGUGGUUUUAAGGAUACUCGGACUCCUGUUCUAUGUUUAGGGCUUGGAAAUUUUGCAGCUGUAUUCUUCUUUCCAGUAGCAAUGUAUGUUUUCCAAUUGGGAGUAACUGGUGCAGCCAUUUCCACAGUCGCAUCUCAAUAUAUUGUGACCCUGUUGAUGCUAUGGCAUCUAAAUAAGAGAACGGCAUUGUUGCUACCCAGUUUGAAAAGUUUGCACUUUGGUGACUACUUAAAAUCUGGUGGUUUUCUUCUUGGAAGAACUCUUGCUGCUGUCCUGACUGUGACUCUUAGCACAUCAAUGGCUGCUCGUCAAGGAGCCUUAUCCAUGGCUGCCCAUCAAAUAUGCUUGCAAGUAUGGUUGUCUGCAUCUCUCCUCGUAGAUGCCCAAGCUGCAGCCGGCCAGGCACUCAUUGCAAGUUCUUUAGCAAAACGUGAUUAUGGAAGAGUAAAAGAAAUUACUUAUAUGGCUAUAAAGACAGGAUUAUUCACUGGCAUUUCUAUAGCUGUUAUAUUGGGUCUGUCUUUUCCUUCAAUAGCCAAGUUGUUCACCAAUGAUGUGCAAGUGCUGGAUAUUGUUAAGUCCGGAUUACUGUUUGUCAGUGCCAGUCAACCUCUCAAUGCUUUAGCCUAUAUUUUUGAUGGGCUGCAUUAUGGAGUUUCAGAUUUCCCAUUUGCAGCUUGCUCCAUGAUGGUCGUGGGGGCAAUAUCAUCAGCAUUUCUGCUAUAUGCUCCUUCAAUAGUUGGUCUUACAGGAGUUUGGUCUGGUUUGACAAUCUUCAUGGGGUUGCGUACUGUGGCCGGAUAUACGAGACUAUUAGCAAAGGAUGGACCAUGGUGGUUCUUGCAGGAAAAUAAGAAAACGGAGGUCGGUGACAUGAAACUGUAUUCAUAAGCAUCAGGACACUUUCUUUCUGUGUUUUUGCCAGAAGCUCUGAUUGAGUUGGUUAUCUAUUUCGGUAGUUCUAAAUAUGUUUUCUAAACCUCUGCAAAAACGACAGUUUGUUUUGUAUAUAUGAUAAGGCUUUCAAUGAAAAGAUAGGAAUAGGCUA